AUGACAAGAAUUCAUUUUUAUGACAAAGCAUCGAUGAAAUGGGUUGGAAAGUUAAAAGCUUAUGAGAAAUUUCUAGACUUUAAUGGAUGUGAAUUAAUAAUGAUGCUUCCAACAAUAGAUUUACGAUAUCUUAAUUCAUACCAUUGGGGGUAUGCAGAUGUUGAUUCCAAUCAAUUUGAAGUCCUUGGAAUCACACCAAUAAUAUUCAAAUUAGCAGGAGAAAAAUAUAACUUUAAGGAUGAAUAUGCACCGGCAAUAGUGUAUGAAAGAGAUUGGAUUAUGAACUUUAAUAUGAGCACUUUCAUAUACUAUGGAAUAAAUGAAACUCCAAAAGAUGCAAAUGUAUAUUUUGAUAUUACUGGAGUUCAUUUAAACAAUCUUUCAACAUUCAGAAUGUCAAAUGCAUUUUUUGACAUUAAAUACAAUCUCUUUGUGACUCCUGGAGAUCCUUACUCACCAUAUGAGAAGCUAUUCCUGCCAUUUGAUCUAACAACCUGGAUUCUUUUAGUUUCUACUUUUGGAAUAACUUUUAUUACAAUUUUCAUCAUUAAUCAUUUACCAAGUAAAUCUUUUGAGUUCUUGACAAGUGAGCCACGACGUCCUCCUGCAAAGACAUUAGAGGACCUUGUGGUACAAAAUUUCACUGCUUACACUUUAUUUAAGGAUUCCUUUGAAAAGAUUAUCGAAGAUGAAAGAAGCAAUUGGCCAGAAAUUAAGGAACCUGAAUUCAACGAAUACAUCAAUUACUAUAAAACUCAAUCACAAAAUUCAUCAGCCAAGAUGUGCUUGAUAAUUGAAGAGUUGCUGCAAGAUGAACUCGAUGCAUAUGUCCACCCAAAAUGGAAUAAAAUCGAAUUAGAGAACAUUUUCAUUUCUCAUCAAGCCUUAAUUUUUCAUCAGCAUUCAUUUUACUUUAGAAUGAUGUUUAAGACGGUCAAUAGUCUUAUAGAUACAGGAAUUAUGAAGCAUCUGACUGAUAACUAUCUGAAGCAAAAGAAAUUUAUAGUCCUUGAAGAAAUUCCCAAGAGUUUGAGUUUGAAUGAUCUUUCAUUUGGAUUCAAUAUAUGGCUAGGAUUUUGUGGCAUGUCUCUUAUUUUAUUUUUUGUUGAAACGAUGAAAAAGCUUAAAAAAGAAAAAGUUCCUAGACUUUUCAAGUUUGCAAAAGUACAUCCUAUAAUAAAUGAUAGUUCUUGUCAAGAUUCAAAGUUUAAAGAGAACUUUAAACUAAAUCGUUCAACAAUAAUUGUGGUUUCAAGAUUGGAAGAGUUGUUUGAAGUAUAUAUAAGAUUUGAAGCUCAAAGAUAUCAAGAACAAACAUUUAAAAUCUUCAUUUAUUGUUCAGAUUUGACUUUUCAAAAUUUAGAUCAUUUUGAACCAAUUAUAAAAUAUCCAUUAAUUUUCAAACCAGGAUCAAUUUUUGAACAUGCAUACUUUAUUACUAAUGAUGGAUAUUCAAUAAGCAUCUCAACUAUCGAGUGGUUUCAAUUCACUUGCAAUCGUCCUAAAUUGACGAAAAUAUUUGAGUUCUCAAAAGUAUCGAUGUCAUGGAUUAAUGAACUUUAUCUUUAUGAAAAGUUUUUAAACUUUAAUGGAUGUAAAUUAAUAUUGAUGCUUCCAUUUAUGAAAUCAUCUGUCCUUAAUCCGUAUCAUUGGGGACAUCCAAAAUUGGAAAAUAACAGGAUUAAGGUUUGUGGAGUAACACCAAUCAUAUUUCAGAUAGCAGCACAAAAAUAUAAUUUUAUAGAUGAUUACAGCCCUGUUGAAUCACUUGUGGAUCAUUUUAUUGAGAACUUUACUCUUCGACAUAUACGUGCUGUAGAAUCCUUCCAAAUACCAAAUGUUUAUUUUGAUAUCGAUGACGAACAACUUCUUGGACUCAAUCAUAUUCGAAUGACUCAUGUGUUUUUGGACCUCAAGUUUAAAAUUCUUGUAACACCAGCAGAUCCUUAUUCACCGUAUGAGAAGCUUUUCCUGCCAUUCGAUAUCACAACUUGGCUUUUACUUGUAGCCACAUUUGGAAUAACUUUUGUUACAAUUUUCAUUAUCAAUCAUUUGCCAAAAUUAGCGCGAGACUUUGUCUAUGGAAGUGAAAUUUGUACACCAACUUUAAAUGUCAUCAGCAUAUUCUUUGGAAUCUCACAAGCUAGACUUCCAACCGGAAACUUUUCAAGAUCAAUUUUAAUUCUUUUUGUCUUUUUCUGUUUGAUUUUUCGCACUUGUUUCCAAAGUAAAUCCUUUGAAUUCUUAACUAGUGAACCAAGAAAAUCUCCACCUCGAUCAGUAAGUGAUCUUUUGGAACGGAAUUACACAAUAAAAACAUUACGAAAAGAAAAUAUUGAAUCGAUUCUAAGGGAUGAUUUGGAUAGAUGGCCAAAAAUUGAUAACAGUUCUUUCACUGAUUUAAAAUAUCUAUACAGCACGCAAUCACAGAACUCUUCAGCAAAACUUUGUCUAAUCUUAGACGAAAUAAUUCAAAGUGAAUGGAAUGAAGAUGUAGAAGACAACUGGGCACAGAUUGAUGUCGCAAAUAUAAUAGUUUUGCAUCAAGGAGUAGUUGUUCAUCAACAUGCAUUCUAUUUCCGUAUGAUUUACAAAACAGUUAAUAGUCUUAUAGACACAGGAAUCAUGAAACAUUUGGUUGAUAAUCAUUUGAGACUGAACAAAUUAAUCAAGUUUGAAGAGCAAAGAAGAGUUUUAAGCUUUAUUGAUCUUUUGUACGGAUUUAAUAUUUGGCUGGUUUGUUGCUGCAUUUCAGUUUUUGCAUUCUUUUUAGAAAUUAAAUAUUCAUCACGGAAAAAAAUUGAAAAACACAAAAAGAAGAUCAAGUUUGAAAAAAUACAUCCAAGUAAAGAUGUUGAAAUCAUAAGAGUAGUUCUCAAAAGUUCUAAAUUAAAAAUGCAUGAACUGUUUAGAGUUAAGAAAAAACUUGCAAAUAAGGCGCCGGAUCCAGAUUUUCCAGCAAUUGCUCAGGUGUUGCAAGACAUCAUUGACGUCUAUUUUGUGAAGGAAAAGACUCCAUUUGAUAUUUUAAUUCUUGAUCAUUUUCCAGUUGAACAUUUAGAUAUUCUAGAAACUAUUCUUUCAACAAACUAUGGACAUUAUUCCUACAACAUUGUGAAUUUCAAUUUAAUUAUAUCAGCAAUGUUUUUAAAUAUUCCAGCCAUAUUCUUAGUUUCUGAUGAAAAAACUCUUUUAGACAUAUUCAGCAAUUUUGCAGCAGUUAGAUAUCAGAAUCAAGCAAUAAAGUACUUUAUUUAUUUUGCGGAUACAACAUUCGAGAGAGUCGAAUGUUUUUGGUUAAUACGGGAACAUAAAAAAUUAACAAUUCAACCCGGAACAAUUUUAUAUCACUCAUAUUUUAUCAUUAAUGAGCCCGAAGCUGUUAGCAUUUAUACAAUUGAAUGGUUUGUCAAAGAAUGCAAUAAAAUGCAUUUGACGAAAAUUCAUUCAUUUCAUAAACAAUCAAUGGAAUGGAUUGGAAAGCUUCAAGCAUAUGAAAAAUUUCUUGAAUAUAAUGGAUGUGAACUUAAAAUGAUGUUACCAAUAAGCAGACAAACACAUCUCAAUUCAUAUCAUUGGGGAUAUGCUGUCCUGGAUAAAAAUGCCCCUGAUGGAUUUACUCCCACUGGAAUCACGCCAAUAAUAUUUAAAAUAGCUGGUGAGAAGUAUAACUUUAGAGAUGAAUAUGCUCCUGUCAAGAUAGAUAAAGAGGAUUGGGUUAUGAAUUUUGACCACGAAGAAGCCACUGCUGUAGGCAUAAAUAAAACAAUUACAGAUCCAAAUGUAUAUUUUGAUAUAACAGGAGUUAUGUUACAACGUAAAUAUUUGCAUAAAAUGUCAAAUGCAUUUAUUGACAUUAAAUACAAUAUUUUUGUGACUCCUGGUGAUCCAUACACACCAUAUGAGAAGCUAUUCCUGCCAUUUGAUUUAACAACCUGGAUUCUAUUAAUUGCUACAUUUGGAGUAACUUUUUUAACCAUUUUUAUUGUCAAUCGUUUACCAAAAUCCGCACGAGAUUUUGUCUAUGGAAGUGAAAUUUGUACACCAACACUGAAUGUCAUCAGUAUAUUCUUUGGAGUCUCACAAGCCAAGUUACCAACUGAAAACUUCUCCAGAUUAAUUUUAAUUCUUUUUGUCUUUUUCUGCUUAAUUUUUCGAACUUGCUUUCAAAGUAAAUCUUUUGAAUUUUUGACAAGUGUGCCACGCCGUCCUCCUCCAAAGACUUUAGAGGACCUUGUGGCACAAAAUUACACAAUCUACACAUUAUUCAAGGAUCCGUUUGAAAAAAUUAUCGAAGAUGAAAGGAGCAAUUGGCCAGAAAUUAAGGAACCUGAAUUCAACGAAUACAUCAAUUACUAUAAAUUUUAUUCACAGAAUUCAUUUGCUAAGAUGUGUUUGAUAAUUGAAGAUUUGCUACAAGAUGAACUCGAUGCAUAUGUCCACCCAAAAUGGAAUAAAAUCGAAUUAGAGAACAUUUUCAUUUCUCAUCAAGCCUUCAUUUUUCAUCAGCAUUCAUUUUACUUUAGAAUGAUGUUUAAGACGGUCAAUAGUCUUAUAGAUACAGGAAUUAUGAAGCAUCUGACUGAUGACUAUCUGAGACAAAAAAAAUUUAUUGUCCUUAAAGAAACUCCUGAGAGUUUGAAGUUGAAUGAUCUUUCAUAUGGAUUCAACAUUUGGCUAGGAUUUUGUGGCAUGUCUUUUAUUAUAUUUUUUGUUGAGAUAAUGAAAAAAGUCAAAAAAGAUAAAGCUCCUAAAGUUUUCAAGUUUGCAAAGAGAUUCCAAGAUCAUGCAUUUAAAAUAUUCAUCUAUUGCGCAGAUUUGUCUAUUGAUGAUUUAUAUGAUUUCGAUCUAUUUAUUGACUUUCCUUCUUUAAAACUGUCAUUAGGAUCAACGCUUCAUCAUGCAUACUUCAUUACUAAUGAGGAAGACAUAAUCAGCAUCUCAACUUUUGAAUGGUUCUUUACAACCUGCAAUAAGCCAUACAUAACGAGAUUAUUUUCAUUUGUAAAGGAAUCAUUGCAAUGGAAAUUUCCACUUUAUCAAUAUGAAAAGUUUCUAAACUAUGAAGGAUGUGAAUUAACGUUAAUGUUGCCAUAUAAGCAAUCAUUUGGUCUCAACACUUACCAUUGGGGAUAUUCAAUAAUUAAAAAAGAUGAGAGUUUUAUUAUAAAAGGCAUUUUGCCAAAAAUAUUUAAAAUUGCGGCACAAAAGUACAACUUUAUAGAUACUUACAGUCCUGUUGGAACAAAUGAACAAAGGUUUAUGAACAGUUUUAAACUUCAAAAUGCUUUCGUUGGUCGAACUAAUAAAACAACUUUUAAAAUGCCAAAUGUAUAUUUUGACAUUGAUAACAUACAAUCCAUCAUACGUGAUCACAAUCGUAUAUCUCAAGUGUUUGCUGAUCUUCAUUUUAAAAUUCUUGUGACACCAGCAGAUCCUUAUUCACCGUAUGAGAAGCUGUUUCUUCCUUUUGAUCUUACAACUUGGAUUUUACUUGUAGCUACAUUUGGAAUAACUUUUAUUACAAUUUUUAUCAUCAAUCAUUUGCCAAAAUUAGCACGAGACUUUGUUUAUGGAAGUGAGAUCUACACUCCAACACUAAAUGUCAUCAGCAUAUUCUUUGGAAUCUCACAAGCUAGAUUACCAACGGGAAACUUUUCAAGAUCAAUUUUAAUUCUUUUUGUCUUUUUCUGUUUGAUUUUUCGAACUUGUUUCCAAAGUAAAUCCUUUGAGUUCUUAACUAGUGAACCAAGAAAAUCUCCACCACGAUCAGUUAGUGAUCUUUUGGAACGGAACUACACAAUUCGAACAAUAAAUAAAGAAAAGUUUGAAUUUUUAUUAAGAGAAGACUUGGAUAAAUGGCCAAAAAUUAAAUACAGUCCGCUCAAUGAACUUAGUUAUCUCUACAGCACACAAUCAGAAAACUCAUCAGCAAAACUUUGCUUAUUAAUGGAUGAAAUAGUACAAAGUGAUUGGGACGCAACUAUAAAUGUUCAUUGGAAUCGCAUCGAUCUUGCUAAUAUAAUAGUUUUACAUCAAGGAGUAGUUGUUCAUCAACAUGCCUUUUAUUUUCGAAUGAUAUACAAAACAGUUAAUAGUCUUAUAGACACAGGAAUCAUGAAGCACUUAGUAGAUGAUCAUUUAAGACGAAAAAGAGCACUAAAAGUUGUGGAGACUGUUAAAGUUUUGGGCAUCGAUGAGCUGUCAUAUGGAUUCAAUAUUUGGCUAGGAUUUUGCUUCUUAUCGUUAUUCACUUUUAUAUUCGAACUGAUAAUUCAUCCAAAAAAGGAACAAAAAACGUCGAGAAAGUUAAAAUUUAGGAAAAUUUAUCCAAGUGAGUUUAAUAACGAUGCAAAUAUUUCAUGCAUGUCCCUCGAAAAUUCUGACAAGCUAGUUUAUGAACAAUUUAAAAUUAAGAAAAAAAUGGAAAUUUUAAAAAAUGAAUUGAAUCAGAUUAUUUUAGAAUAA
Messenger RNA from Chironomus riparius, 6468 nucleotides. The record is from the annotation of a GenBank genome assembly. Lineage: Eukaryota; Metazoa; Arthropoda; Insecta; Diptera; Chironomidae.